This is a messenger RNA of Solanum verrucosum, 1247 nucleotides long. RefSeq lists its product as uncharacterized. The record is from RefSeq and is a predicted model, not a curated record. The transcript has 2 exons. Lineage: Eukaryota; Viridiplantae; Streptophyta; Magnoliopsida; Solanales; Solanaceae. Bases 320 to 1222 code for a protein of 300 amino acids.
UAAGUUGAUGAUCAGCAAAAAGGCAAAAUCUUUUCUUACUUUUUAGUCAUUUUCUUUAAUUGUUGGUUUGAAUUUGUUUUCUUGCUUUCACUAUAGUUUCACUAAAGAAAACUAGCUGUCUCCAUCUGUUUUUUCUCUCUAAACCAGUUCUUGAUUCAAAGCAAAGAUCUUGAGGUGAAAGAUUGGAUUUUUAUUUUGUGUCUUUAGUUUCUUGAUUUUGGUUCAAAUAGAUGUAAAAAUGAAAUCUUUGAGGUGAAAGAUUGGAUUUUUAUUUUGUGUCUUUUUAAGUUUCUUGAUUUUGGUUCAAAUAGAUGUAAAGAUGAAAUCUUUAAGCUCAGUGGGACUUGCUUUAAGUGUGGUAUUUGGUUGUCUUUUGUUAGCUCUUAUUGCUGAGCUCUACUACUUGUUAUGGUGGAAAAAUAGGAUUCUUAAAACAAAUCUUGAAGAUGGUUAUAGCAAUAGUAGCAAAGCAAGAGAGUUUUGUUAUAUGUUUUGUGGUAAACCUUCAACAACUUCUUUGACUCCCCCCAAUGCUUUAAAAUCCCAAGAAAUUUGUUCAUCUGAUACACAGUUAGUCCAUGAACCAACACAACUUCAACUUGGGUCAAAUGUGGAUUCAAGUAGUGAUUUUUGGUUCAAACCCUUUGGAGAUGAUUCAAUGGAUAAUGAGUUUAUGGGACUUUGUGGACCACCAAGAUUUUUGUUUACUAUCAAAGAGGAAACUAAAGAGGAUUUGGAGUCUGAAGAUGGAAAAUCCAAGAGUAGAAAAGGAUCAAGAACUAGAAGUUUGAGUGAUAUGUGUCUAAAUGUUGAAACUCCUUUUUUAACACCACUUGCUUCACCUUCUUGUUUUACUCCACCUUUAAGUCCUAUUGUUAUGUCAAAAAAUGGUUUCAAUUUCAACCCUUUUCUUGAAUCAGCAAGUGAUGCUGAGUUCAACAAGUUUAUAAGGUCUAAUUCUUCACCUCCUCCAACAUUUCAAUUCUUGAGGGAUGCAGAAAACAAGUUUUGUAGAAGAUUUGAUCAAAAUCUUGAAGUUUCAUCAAGUUCAAAGAUGUGUAAAGAUCAUGAGGAGAAUAGUGGACCAUUCAUUACACUCAUUUUCCCUAAGAACAGAGAGGUACAACAUGAUCAGCAUCAUGUACAACACUCAUCAAGCUCUUCACAAGUACUACCUUUAGCUUCUUCACCUCCAAUCCAACAGCUGAACCAACAAGAGUAAAUUUUGUUUCAUCCCCCCCCCCUCC